UGGAGCCAGGCGCUGCCGGGUUGGGGGCCGUGACCUACCCCCUCAGCGAGGCAGAUCCCGGGCCUGGAGGAGUGGUGCGGGGGGAGGGGCCGGAGCACCACAUCACCUCACCAUCUAACAGGUUGGUCGGGCUGGGAGGUGCCCGCCCUCCCGCAGCUAAUGAGCACUGUGCGACAGGUGUUUGCUCCUCAGUCCCCAGCCCGGCCGGCCUGCGAAGGGAGCCAGCUGCCAGCGCCACCCCACAGAGGUCCCCUCGCUCGCUCAUCCCCGCGCCCGCCCCCGCUCCGGGCCCAGGGGGCCGCGAUGGCCUGCCGCUCCUGCGUGGUCGGCUUCAGCAGCCUGAGCAGCUGUGAGGUGGCGCCAGCGGGCGGCCCCCGGCCUGGCACCUCGGAAUGGGGCAGCUGCGAAGCCCCCGGGCUGGGCUUCAGCUCGCGCAGCCUCACUGGCUGCUGGUCCGCUGGCACCAUCCCCAAGGUGACGGUGAACCCCAGCCUGCUGGUGCCCCUGGACUUCAAGGUGGACCCGGCCAUCCAGCAGCAGAAGAACCAAGAGAAGGAGGAGAUGAAGGUCCUCAACGAUAAAUUCGCCUCCCUGAUCGGCAAGGUGCAGGCCCUGGAGCAGCGCAACCAGCUGCUGGAGACGCGCUGGAGCUUCCUGCAGAGCCAGGGCUCCGCGGCCUUCGACCUCGGGCACCUGUACCAGAAGUACGAGGGCCGGCUGCAGGACGAGCUGCGUGCGGUGAGCCAGGAGCGGGGCCAGCUGGAGGCCAACCUGCUGCAGAUGCUGGAGAAGGUGGAGGAGUCCCGGAUCAGGUACGAAGAGGAGGUCUCCAAGCGCACAGACAUGGAGUUUACCUUCGUCCAGCUGAAGAAGGACCUGGACACGGAGUGUCUUCGACGGACCGAACUGGAGACCAAGCUGAAAAGCCUGCAGAGCUUCGUGGACCUGAUGAAAACCGUCUACGAGCAGGAAGACAGAGGAGCCUACCCUCCCCUCGCCUUGGGGAUAAAAGGACUCAGGGGCGCCCCCACCAGCCCUGAACCCCCACGUCUGUGCCGCCAGGAGCUGAAGGACCUGGCAGCCCAAGUGAAGGACAUGUCCGUGACCGUGGGCAUGGACAGGCGCUGCCACAUCGACCUGAGCGGCAUCGUGGAGGAGGUGAAGGCCCAGUAUGACGCCAUCGCGGCUCGCAGCCAGGAGGAGGCGGAGGCGUACUCCCGCAGGCAGCUGGAGGAGCGGGCCGCCUGCUCAGCCGAGUUUGGAAACAGCCUCCAGAGCAGCCGCAGCGAGAUUGCUGACCUCAAUGUGCGCAUCCAGAAGCUCCGGUCCCAGAUCCUCUCCGUCAAGAGCCACUGCCUGAAACUGGAGGAGAACAUCAAGGAGGCGGAGGAGCAGGGGGAGCUGGCCUUCCAGGACGCCAAGGCCAAGCUGGCCCAGCUGGAGGAGGCCCUGCAGCAGGCCAAGAAGGACAUGGCGCGGCAGCUGCGCGAGUACCAGGAGCUCAUGAACACGAAGCUGGCCCUGGACAUCGAGAUCGCCACCUACCGCAAGCUGGUGGAGGGCGAGGAGAGCCGUCCCCAGGCCCCAAGCCCAGAGGAGCAUAAGCCGCAGGCUCCCUUCUCAGCCCACCCUCUCCCUCCUUCCCCAGGAUGGACUUGGCUCCGGCCGCGGUGGUCAGCACUGUGCAGUCCCGACCCAGGACGGCCCCUCCCCUCCCCCGCCCCUUGUGUUCCCUGUAGUAGCGGCCACCAGGGCCCACCUGGCCAGAGCCCCCUUCCGGAGGAAGAAGAAAAACAGCGGCCCCGUGAUCAAAAUCACCGAGAUGUCGGAGAAGCUCCUCCUGCAGGAGUCCGAGGCCUCGGAGUGAGGCGGGCGGACGGGGAGCCCAGGCGCCCUGCAGCGGAGAGCCUGGGGCCAGACUCACCACGCUCCUCAGAGCCUCUGGGAGGCCAACUCGAUUCUGCACUGAGAGGAGCUCAAACCACGAGUGUUUUCUCCCGGUUCCCCGGGCUGGGACAGGACCGCCACCCCUUUCCAAAGUCACUCCGCUCCGCACCAGUGCCUCCCAUUCCGCCUUCCACCCUCCGGCCAGAGGCUUCCUGACGGGCAAACUGGAAUGGGGGUCCGUUUCACCGCCACCUCCUCGCUCCUCUGAGACUCCCCCGCAACAGAGGGCUCCGGGCCGGUCCCUUUGACCCUUCCACCCAACCCUCGCCCCACACUCACAUCCCAAGCCUGGCCUCACCUCGCCUCAACCUCUGCGCGAGGCUGGUGCCCCCGUUCACCCAGUCCAGCCAUGGACCAGGACAGUGAGGAUCUGAAGUUUUGGGGGAAGAGGCUGGGUGCCCUGGCUUUCCUGCACCCCCUGGGCUCCCCAGAGAUCUGACAGUAUUAGGGAGCGAGGGAAGGACGCUCCCUGGGCGUUGAGGUCUGAGCCUGGGCCUCUGGGAUCAGCCCAGACCCCUGUGCCCUCCCUCCUCCUGCGGGGCCCUCCCAGCAGGUCACACAGAAACGGGCAGGCUGCCCAAGCAGCGCCCAGCACCUUCUCCAGAAGCUAUUCUUGCCAUGACGAACUCCCUGGGCGGGGGGGAGGCUGGACGGCAGCCUGAGACCAGGCCGCAGAAUCAGGUCCUCCCUUCCCCUCCCUGCAUCCUGGGGUUCACCACCCUGCCCGCGAUCUCAGCUCUCUGCCCCUCCCUCAGCUCCCCACCCCAGCAUGAAACCUGGCUUUGGUGUACCAGCGCCUGGCCCCACCCCUGUCCUGAAACCAUGGGCCCAUUUCCCAUGAGUCCCUCCUCAGCGUCUCUGUUCUCCCCAUCAAGCCAAGCAGCCUGGCCCUGCCCUCCUCUGCACUCACUGAGGAGCCCAGGAACACCCCAACCCUGUGGAGGUAGAGCUCCUCCUUUUCUCUCUCCCCGCUCCGCCCUCCGCCCUCCAUGUCCAUUCCCCUGACUCCUCCGGGCUGGCGAGGCCAUGAUGAAGGCACAGUCCAGGACGGUCUGGGACCUUCUGAGCCCCAGUGACAGCCAAAGAGAAAUUCUGCAUCCGAUAAGAUUUGGGGCUGGGAGGGGCGCUCCUCUUUCUUCCUCUUGGCUUUUAUCUUUGUAGAUCGCAGGGGACCGUGGCAGCGUCAGCCUCCCACUCCACAAGCCGCCUCCUCUCUUUCCCGCCCUCCUCCCAGCCUGCCCCUUGCUCCCCUCCUGGUCUAGCCCCAGUCUUGGAUUCAUUCAUCUCCUUUCCCAGGAGGCGUGGCUCCUCCUAGGGCUCAGGUCUUCCAGGCCUGUCGGGGGCGCUGAAGGGCUACUGACUCAGGCUCAGACACACUCAUCCUGAGAUCGCAAAGGGUGCUGAUUGCUGCUUUUUCUCUGCCUAUUUAUUGGUUUCCAAGGGAGCAAAUUUUCAGUGGGGAUACAAGAUACAUAUAAAAUAUAUAUAUAUUAUUUUUUCAUAACUUAUGUGGCUGUUAACUUAUUGCUUCCCUUCCUUUUCUGCAUAAUCAGUGCUAUAUUCUACUUGAAUAGAUAACGUAUCCUAGCCACCCCACCCGACUGGCUGACCACCUUGGGGCAAAGCCCCCUUCUCCCUGCCAAGGGAUGAAUAAAGUACUGAGAUCUGUUCGCGGCUAAA
Pipistrellus kuhlii (Kuhl's pipistrelle) is the source of this 3627-nucleotide messenger RNA. It is a transcript of the gene KRT80, whose product is annotated as keratin 80. Gene Ontology annotation, biological process: keratinization; intermediate filament organization. The record is from RefSeq and is a predicted model, not a curated record. Gene Ontology annotation, molecular function: structural constituent of skin epidermis. The transcript has 9 exons. Gene Ontology annotation, cellular component: keratin filament. The coding region runs from base 160 to 2103 and encodes 647 amino acids. Lineage: Eukaryota; Metazoa; Chordata; Mammalia; Chiroptera; Vespertilionidae.